Messenger RNA from Corticium candelabrum, 730 nucleotides. RefSeq lists its product as uncharacterized. The record is from RefSeq and is a predicted model, not a curated record. The transcript has 2 exons. Bases 2 to 637 code for a protein of 211 amino acids. Lineage: Eukaryota; Metazoa; Porifera; Homoscleromorpha; Homosclerophorida; Plakinidae.
GAUGGAGACGCACAAACAAAAGGGCGUGCGUCGUGGCGACGACGACGCGAAGCCUUCGAAAACGAGGAAGAAACGACGUCACUCUCAGAGACAGAAGAGUAGGAAAGUAAGCGACGACAGCACACAAGAGGCCCCAAACGGUGCCAUGAAGGUGCGCUAUGAGUUUUCUGAACUACCAAUAGGAUUUCGACGUUAUUUCCCGCCGGAGGUGAGGAGAGCGAGAGCAGAAAUCUUGAGCGGUCACGUGACCGAGGGACGCACGAGUAGCAGCAGCCACAGUAGUAUCGAAAACGAUCAACCGAAAGUUAAACAGGUUACUCUCACUGCGGCGCCGUGUCCGUGUCCCGAAAGAGCGACGAACUUGCGCUGUGUUGGUGCAUGUAAUGACAUCUGCUCUCAUCAGAGAGACACAGAGACAUCUGAUUGGCCGAGACGAGUUGUCCGUGGUAACGUGCGAGCGCCAAAAGACGCAAGCAGUACAGUGAGAUGGAAGUUGAGUGGUGAUGAUAAAGUGGUAGAACACUACAAGGCAGAGAGAAGGAAACGAUAUGAAGAUGACUUCCAGAUGAGGAAACUUAGUCUAACCAUGAAAAAAGCAGAAGAACAAACUUUAGCUGCUAAGGGUAGUAAACAGUAGACAACCACUGCCUCUAGUAUAUAGUGUAAUAUUUUCAUAAUAUAUUCUGUAUUAUGUAAAUAUUUAAUUAAUUUAAAGAUAAAGUUUGCCUUG